UACAGCAAAAAAAAAAAUCGUGACGAAGAGUUUUUCCUGUGGAUGUUGGAGUAAAAUGUCAAAGGGAUCCUGAGUAGAUCAGGGUUGGUCACGCAGGUUAAAACACGUCGCAGGAAUGUAAAGUCCGGGUUCCUCCGUGGGGAAAUGGACGAAACAAGUCCGUUGUUGGCCAACCAGCAGCACCAGAGCCCAGAUCUUCUGUCUCCGAACCUGAGGCCGAGACACCAGAGUCUGAUUCCUACGCCAUGUGGACCGAUAAAGUCGUGGUCGGAGCUGUCCGCCCUGGUGAAGACCUACUUCUGCUUCACCAUCGUGUCCCUGCUGGUGCUGCUCAGCCUCACCGUGUCCAGCAUCUACAAGCAGCACAAGGACACGGACGUUUCCGACGAGGACAACUUCACCGUGUCCCUCAUCCAGCUGGUCGGGAUAUUGUUCUGCAUCUACUACAUCAGCCGCGGCGUGCUGCAGGAGAACCGACAGGAGCUGGUGGCGUUUGUGCUCAGCGUGCUGGUGGUCAUGAUCCGAUCGGUGGUCAACUUCUCCGUGGUGGGCUCUAAGGGCAAACAGGAGGUGCUGGCUCGCUUCGUGUGCAUCAUGUGCCUGGGCGUCAUACACGUGCUCUGCACCACGGUGCUCAUCCAGAGGCCCAACAUGAUGGCGUUCCGUGUGGGCGGGGCCCUGGAGAGCAUGCAGGAGCAGUACUUCCUCCUCAACCUCUGUUUCUCCAUGGUGACCUUUGACCUGCAGGCUCAGCUGUGUCUGUGCAUCCUGAUCACAACGUCGGCCUCCGCCAUGUCCGCUGCCAACACCAUCAUCCUGGGGGUCGGAGUGUUCUGGGCUUUCGCCACCGCCGUCGUCGGAGCUGUUGCGGUUUUGAAGGAAGCCAAGGUCCUUGUUUGGGUCUUCAUGGUGCAGAACCUUCCUGAAGUGGCCUUCUUCAUUUACCUGUUGUACUCGGUGAUAGAGAAGUGGUUCCACGACCAGACGUACACCCUGGAGGCGGCCACCGUCACCGGAGCGUUGAUUUCGCUGCUGAUCAAAGGCGUCUUGUUGUGGAGCCUCAUCAGGCUGGUGCAGAGCUUCGGACAGGGCCUCAGAGAGAGAAUGUUUACAUCCAGCUAGAGAUUCCACAUCGGCUGGCCGCUGCAUGGAGGACCGCCGCCGCCGCAGCUUCUGCAGCCGGGACAAUGAAUGUGGAGCUCCGACGUUUAUCCAGCAUUAACUCUACCAAAGCAUUGACCAAGCAUUUUAUUUACACACUUAUUAACUCUAAUGAGCUGUCCAUCUAAACUUAGCUUCACCAGAUUGUUUGCAGUAUGAAAUGUCAGCUUUCGUACUUGCAUUCACACCUCGCGUUAGAAUCGGUCGGUGUGCUGAGCUGUUUUCUAAUCUAAAUUGUUUGUAUUCUGAUUAAUUAUGUUCUUAAAAGCACAGAUAAUCAGCACAUAAAAAGCCAAAGGCUUCUCAUUUUUUGCCUAAUUUUAUUAGUGACUUAAAAGUGCUAUAUUUAUGUUUAUUUUCCUUCACAUAAGCCUGAACAGAGCUCUGCUGGACUUUCUUAUUUGCGUGACAAGUAUUCCACCAAUCUGCUCUGUUCCUUAAGGAACCGCAGAGAGAUUUCUAUUUGUACCUUCACUGUAAGAUACACUGUAAUAUUUAAACUGGAUGUUGGUAUAUUUUUUUGUAAAGUGAAUAACGUUCCCCUCUGGUGAUGGACUGAUUUGCAUUUGUUUUAUGUACUACUUUUGCUCACUCAGAUUUCUUAACGUCACUCUGCACCUUGAUGCGCUCAAUGUUUUUUUUAUAUACUGGAUUCUUAAUAAAACUCCAAACCAAA
Molecule: messenger RNA, 1837 nt
Organism: Gambusia affinis (western mosquitofish)
Lineage: Eukaryota; Metazoa; Chordata; Actinopteri; Cyprinodontiformes; Poeciliidae
Exons: 9
Coding region: 145-1122 (325 amino acids)
Source: RefSeq, a predicted model, not a curated record